CGACGAUCGCAAAAGGUAGACUAUUCUAAAAGAUUAUAGACUCAACGAUGUUUACAUCACUUGUCAUCACUGUACUGGUGUUGCUAGAACUGACUGUUGGUCAGGAUUUGACAGCUAACUGUAGCCAGCUUGAGCCAAGGACUAAUGGCGAAGUAGAGUUUGGCGAAAAAAAAGAUUUCGAGUUCGAUAAUGAUAUUCUAUCAACUGAUGCUCGCCCUUCUAAAGCGCCAUCUCAAAAAAAGGUUUCCAGUUUGUAUUAUGACCAAUACAGAAAGGGCACGAUUGCUACAUAUGAGGAGCCAAUUUUAAGUUGUCAAGAUACUGUUGCAAGGAAUGGAAGUGGCUUCACCCGGUUGGCAGAAGUCAAUCUGUAUGUGCAGUACCUUCAGUUGUCUACUUGGCCCAUUGGUUACAAAAAGUGUUGCCCCGCCUCCCAGAACUACGGAUGUCGCAGUGUCAAGACGCUGAUGCCGUGUUUCUCCUCCAACAUCUUUGGCGUGAGAGCCUGGUGCUGCCCCCUUCAGAGAAUCGAAGUCAGCAUCUGUAAUUGUUGCAAAUGCACCAUACUCUGCAAAGAAUGUUCCUACACCGGCCAGUGCGAGAGACGCUACACCUACACCAAAUUUGCUGCCGUCUGCUACAUAAAGUGGUGGAAAUGGAUUGUCCAUUUCGCCAGGUACCUGCCCACCAGCUGUUACUGUAGUCUGGACUGUGAGCGUCGUCAGAUCAGGGAAAUUCCAUGACAGAAAAGUCGUUAUUUUCCGACUUGGGAGCAUUUUAUCUAGGCAUCGAAGUAAAAUAAAUUUACAACGCCCCUUUGAAAAAAAAUUCCUUAACCCAUCUUCAAACUGUGUAUCAACCUUAGAUCUUUGGCAUAUAAUUUUAUAAAACGCAAUAAAAAUAA
Messenger RNA from Physella acuta, 904 nucleotides. RefSeq lists its product as uncharacterized. The record is from RefSeq and is a predicted model, not a curated record. Lineage: Eukaryota; Metazoa; Mollusca; Gastropoda; Physidae.